AUGGAUGACUUGCAUACUUCCGUGAAGCAUCCAGACAACGUCUUCGCUCUUCAAGAAGAGGUUCCGCCUCCUGAUUACUACGAGAAACAGGGCCUAAUGCUACAAAAGCACUUUGAUUCUCAAAUACCAGACGGCCAUCUUCUAACAGCCCAGUGUGAUAAUCCGAACGGCAAUCUACUCCCAGUACACAACAAUGAAAAGCGACGGUGUACUUUCGUUGACUUCCUGCACUACCGCAAAUUGAGUAUUCUGUACGGAUUCUGUCUGGCAAUGAUUAUAUCAGUGAUCGGAAUAUCAAUCUUUCUCGUGGUCACACACCAUAGCCUCCUCACCAGAUAUCAGAAUCCGGAUUUGGCUCCGCGCGACGGCAAUUCUCAACAUGGCUUUCACUCUGUCAUCGGUACCUACAGCCCCUCGAACCCGGCAAAGAUAAAGCGUGAGAACCCUACGACAGCAACCGAGCAAGAACCCUUCGAAUCACAUAUAGAACAAUUAGAUCAGAUAAUAGAAGUAGUCGGGUCGCAAUUCGAUCAGAUUGUGGAGAAUAUCCCACAAAAAGAUUGGCCGAAGCUGGAGGAAUAUCUCGUUGCAGCUAGGGACGUUCUGAAGCUCUUCAUACGUGACAAUUUCUUUUCUGAAGGCUGGUCAUUCACCGAAGAGAAUGUCACAGAGGUUGCGAAGAAACUUGAAUCUCGCCUCCGCCAAUCGAUUGAUCUGCCACCGCUUCUAAAGAUGGCAAGAAGGGAACUACCAAAACAAAAGGCCGAAUCCGCUAUUUCCAGGAAAUCUUUUUCUAAGGUGUCCGAAGCAUUGCCACCUGCGUUCGACGAGUCUUGCAAGUUGGCCAAACACUCGCGGUUUCCGGUGGAUAGUGAUCUUCUUAGAUCGAUUGGCUUUCAGAUUGGAGUUUACCCACAAAGGGAGCAAGAGCUUUUGGUCACAACAGCUUCACAAACUGUUGUCAAUCUCCUUAACAGCCGCCAAACUCGAUUUUGUUCUACCGACGACUUGGAACAUUUCGCUUCUAAAGUAGCUUCCAAAAUCCGAGAGUCUAUCACGAGGAAGCGGUGCCGCAACGAGCCUAAAGACUCAGCCAAAAUGGAGCUAGCAAUUUUCAGACUCAGGGUUACCGCUGUGAUGUUCCACCACUACUACCAGAUGGAAACAUUACAAAGCUACACGAAAGUCUUUGUCGAUGCAUUUCCAGUAUUGACUCAACAACACCCUGCGCCGGAGGUGGCUGAUUGCCUUCUUCAAGGUAUAUUAGAACUCGUUAAACUAUCGCAGGUCACUACCUUCAGACAAUACCAAAAGAGCUUGGACGACAUGUUUUCCUCGCUGGCGUUUGCUACAAAAUGGCCCAAGGAAGAGUCUACUCAUGUGUUCUCUCAGCCUGCCUUGGUCUUGAGCACAUUCUUCAGUUCGUCUGAGAGUGAACGAGUCCAGCGCGUUGAAGAUUUAGCGAGGGAGCAACUUCAGCAAAGGGGCCGGACGGGUUUCGAGACCACUCAGGAGCUUUCAGGUUGGGUGGAGUAUUCUUCAAGGGUAUUAGAUGACCUCGAACGCUAUUUCACCCAGUUCUUUCAUUCGGUGAACGAAAUUCAAAAAGAGCACUCAAUACAUUCCGAGAAAUCAGACGCCGCCAAGGUCGUCAAUUUGCGAAAGCGUCAAGACCAGACAGACCAAACCGACGAAGCAGACGAGACAGACGAGGGAGAUGAGACAGAUCAGACCGCCCAGACAGAUGAGAGAAUCCAGACAAUCCAGACACCCCCGACGGAUCAGACAGACAAAACGGAUCAAGCAGAUCAGACGGACCAGACAGGACAAACUGUUGCCCCAGAAGCACCCCCAGAAGCACCCCCAGAAGCACACAUUAACGGCAUACUUGUAGACGGGAUCGACACUCCCACUGCAAGCCUAAGGAAGCCGAAAGUUUGGUGGUCGACUACGGGCAUUAUUAUCAUGGCUCUUGUUCUUUCCUUGGUCAUCUUUGUUAUCUUUUGGGUUUACAUCAUGAAGUGCUGUUUUCGACCCUCAGAAAUCCGGAAAACUGCCGGAGCGCAAGAAUACCGUGUAUGUAGGAACUGUUCAAGGCCGUGCAACUAUUCUUCGAGAACCUGCAGCGGCUGUAAGCAGCCUACCACCAAGCCCAAGUUCAGCGACAACUGGGUAUGGCGUUGGGGAAAAUCGCAGGGAACUUCACUACCCGUGACGGAAAAGACGCGAAAUAAGCCAUACAGGCCACGUACUGAAGAACCUAUUAUUUGUCUGGACGGCGCUUGUGAUGAGAUGUCCCGGGGCAAUGAGCUGAAGGUCGCAAAACGUCCAAAUGCCACAUAUUAUCUCGCGACGCUAAGGUUACCGAAAGCAACGUUCCAUACAGUCAGAAAGUAUAGUGGUAUUGGUCCAGAUGUCGAUGGGAUUGCUGAGGAAAUGGCAGCAACUGAAAAACACAUCAAAUGGGGAAGUACUGUCUAA
Molecule: messenger RNA, 2481 nt
Organism: Glarea lozoyensis ATCC 20868
Lineage: Eukaryota; Fungi; Ascomycota; Leotiomycetes; Helotiales; Helotiaceae
Exons: 4
Coding region: 1-2481 (826 amino acids)
Source: RefSeq, a predicted model, not a curated record